This is a messenger RNA of Glossina fuscipes, 423 nucleotides long. RefSeq lists its product as uncharacterized. The record is from RefSeq and is a predicted model, not a curated record. The coding region runs from base 1 to 423 and encodes 140 amino acids. The transcript is spliced from 3 exons. Lineage: Eukaryota; Metazoa; Arthropoda; Insecta; Diptera; Glossinidae.
AUGUUAAUUGCAUCGGGUGAAGUGUUCGGCAUGGAUCACUUUAUAAAUACAACUGAAUGGAUGGUUUCUUAUGACGAUGGUGGGAUAAAUUUCGACGGAACUGGUAAAGUUCUUUGGGAUAUAAAUGAUGAUCGUGUAAUGAUGGACGCAGAUCUAAAAAAAUUUUUUCGAGGUAGUGGGACACAAACCCCAAUUUCGGUACGCAUAUUGGACCUUUGUAAAGAAAUGAAACAUACCCAUUCGUAUGUCUACGAGAAAAAAUAUCGCCACUACCCUUUUACAGCCAAAGGUGAGGGACAGACGCUUGUUAACAUGGAAGGACGUUACAAAUCCACUGUGGUUUUUCGAGCCUAUGAUGAACACAAUCGCUUGAGACCUGAAGUUAUCAGUCUGCAAGUUCCAGGCGAUGUCAUUAAAGUCUAA